Messenger RNA from Theobroma umbraticum, 1849 nucleotides. RefSeq lists its product as uncharacterized. Lineage: Eukaryota; Viridiplantae; Streptophyta; Magnoliopsida; Malvales; Malvaceae. The record is from RefSeq and is a predicted model, not a curated record. Gene Ontology annotation, biological process: shoot system development; root development.
AACAGCUCAUCAACAAAUGGAAACAAAUAGUGUAUGCCUAUACACACGUGCAAACAAUUAAUUGUUGCUUUUUCUUAAUUACAUGAAACAAUGUCAACAGCACUCGUGCACCACCAACUUGGAUGGUAUCAACGUGUGCUAAGGAAUCCCAAGGAUUCAUGUUUUUAACAUAAUCGGAUAGUGAGCUGGAUAGCUGGUGAAGGGGAGACAUUGCAUCAACACUGCUGACACAAUGCAUUUUGAUCGAGAUAUACAUCGUGUCACCAUUAGCUGAUAGAAGAAGCAUUUCAGAUUCCUUUUGUCUCCAUGACCUGAUAUAUAUAUUGAAGCAGAUGCCUGGUAUUGCACAGCAAAUUGCUAGAAACAUUCAACAAUCUAGGCCUCUUCCAUCUGAAGAUAAAAUGGCUACCCGAAAUUUUCACCACACUCGCUCUAAUAGCUUCCCUCUUCUAUCUAGACCAAGCCCACUUGUUUCACAGAUUGAUGAGCAUUUGAACAGAUUAAGGGCUUCCGAUGCUACAUCUGCCUCAUCAUCAAUAAGCCAUAAACUCAAUGGCUUCCGGAAUUUGUAUGAUUGUGUUGAUAAGUUGCUUCAGCAGCCUUUUUCCCAGCAAGCUUUAGCCCAAGAACAACACAAUGAAUGGGUUGAUGAGUUGUUGGAUGGUUCUCUUCGGCUUCUAGAUCUGUGCAGCACUGCUAAGGAUGUUGUGCUGCAGACAAAAGGAAGCACAAAUGAACUGCAAUCAAUUUUGCGUAGGACUGGUGAAGUUGAGCUUGUAAGUGUGGUCGGGAACUACUUAACCUCCAGGAAACAAGUCAAAAAGGCCAUCCACAAGGCAUUGGGAAAUUUGAAGGGCAUGCAAACAAAACAAAUUUUCUCUCUAUCAGAAGAUCAUGAGACGAACGCCAUUGUUAGCAUGCUAAGAGAAGUUGAAGCAGUCACUUCUUCCAUGUUUGAGUAUUUGUUAUCUCUGAUAUCCGGGCCAAAGCCUGGAAGUUGGUCAUUAGUUUCUAAAUUAUUGCAUCACAAAAGAAUAGCAUGCAAGGGAGCAGCAAGAGAAGCAAAUGAAUUUGAGAAGGUUGACGCUGCCUUAAAAUCCCUUGCCGGUCAGAGGAUGAGCAAAUCUGAGAAUACCAUGAAUGUUGAGAUGCAAAACCAGCUAAAAGACUUGGAGCUGUGUAUUCAAGAUCUUGAAGAUGGACUUGAGUGCCUCUUCAGGUGUAUGAUAAAAGCUAGAGUCUCCCUUCUCAACAUCCUCACCCCCUAGAAAAUUAUGAUUACCUCAAUCAUGUACAGAAAUCAAAUUUACAUAUAAAUGAAAUGAAAUACUUUUUGAUGCCACAACUACUUAUUCUUUUGCACAUACUCUAUCUGAUCACUGCAUGCCUUAUUUUCACUGUCUAUAGCAUUUAGUUAACCCUUCUGUUCAGAUUUAACCAACCAAAAAAAUCCCCAUGAAGGGGAUUGGAGGAAAAGAUUGCUAAAUAAUGAAAAAAUAUGAACAAAAUUUAAAAUAAUUUGUGAUCGAAUGCUAAAAGGUUUUGAUAGGAACCAAGUCCUAAUUCAUUCGUUUAAGACAGCUGAGUAACUCAGUAAGUUAAACGUAUUCGUUAGUCCGACCAAAGAGUUAAGGCUAAGGUUUUCGUUUUUACUUUCUUCUUCCCAAGAUGAGGAAUCUCCUAGAGUUCAUAAAAACAGUGGACAAAAUAAGCUAUUAGAAAAGUUUGAACCUGUUAGGAUUCCUCUUGUCUCCAAGUUAAAGAAUAAUAAAUUAUCACUCUGCCAAAACUCCAAUGUCAUUCACAUGGAUGCAUGCAUGAAUGAAGCAAGAUAACAGGCUGAAAUUUA